This is a messenger RNA of Aspergillus terreus NIH2624, 561 nucleotides long. Its product is annotated as CUE domain-containing protein. The transcript has 2 exons. NCBI's taxonomy places the organism in Eukaryota, Fungi, Ascomycota, Eurotiomycetes, Eurotiales, Aspergillaceae. The coding region runs from base 1 to 561 and encodes 186 amino acids. Gene Ontology annotation, molecular function: ubiquitin binding. The record is from RefSeq and is a predicted model, not a curated record.
AUGUCCGACCAAGAACCCUCCCUCAACAUCCCUUCGCUUCUCACCCUCGCCGUCGUCUCCUUUUUCGUUUUCCGAUGGUUCUUUAACCGCGACAAUGAUUCCAGCUCUGGAGGCAACCGCCGUCGCGGGAAUGUGGUCGACCCAGCGCAGGUGGAGCAAAUAUCGCAGAUGUUCCCUCAGCUGAGCACGCGCGAUAUCAUGUGGGACUUGCAGCGGAAUGGUGGCAACGUUGCGGCCACGACGGAGCGCAUUUUGACAGGAAGGGGACUGGAGACGCCUCCCCCGUCAUUCCAACCCCAGAUUGCUAUUCCCUCUAGUAAUACUCCAGCAACGUCAACCCCCUCGACUUCGACGUCAAAAUUAGACAGCCAGGAUUUGAUCUCGCGGUAUAAUCUUCGCGCCAAGCUGGCUGAGGGCGACGACGCACAGUCCGCCCCCAACUCGUCGAGUGGAUGGUCGCAGAAUAAGGAGGAGCGUCAGCGCCUGUUGCAGAAACGCAGGGAUGACAUGAUCUUGGCCGCGCGCAAGAGAAUGAUGCAGAAGGUCCAGGAAUCGUCGUAG